Vicia villosa (hairy vetch) is the source of this 1785-nucleotide messenger RNA. RefSeq lists its product as uncharacterized. The transcript is spliced from 2 exons. Bases 1 to 1785 code for a protein of 594 amino acids. Gene Ontology annotation, molecular function: nucleic acid binding; zinc ion binding. NCBI's taxonomy places the organism in Eukaryota, Viridiplantae, Streptophyta, Magnoliopsida, Fabales, Fabaceae. The record is from RefSeq and is a predicted model, not a curated record.
AUGGAGUUUGAAGACAAGGAGGAGUGCGUUGCUGCUAUGCAACAUUGGCAUAUCACCAAUAAUCUUGAUUAUUGGGUAUACAAAUCUGAUACGAAGAGAUAUGUCAUCAAAUGCAAAAAUCCAACUUGCAAAUUCAAAUGUAGAGCAUCAGUUCGCAAGAAGAAUUCUAAGUGGAUGAUAGGUAAGUUGAGUGGACCACAUGUCUGCACAACCACUUCAAUGUCGCAAGAUCAUAGACAACUUACAUCAGAUAUUGUCUCUCACUGCAUCAGAGAUUUGGUUAACACCGACCCCUCAAUUAAGGUAAAGCUCAUAAUUUCUCAUAUAACAGGAAAGUAUGGUUAUAAUAUAUCUUACAGGAAAGCGUGGAUUGCAAAGGUAAAGGCCAUAGAAUCCUUGUAUGGAAACUGGGAGACAUCUUACAAUGACCUUCCACGAUGGUUAUUGGUAAUGAAAACAUAUCUGCCUGGAAUGAUGAUAGACUUGGAAACUUUACCUGCAUUUUCAAACGAAGGAAGUCAGUUGGGUGAUAAGAUGAUAUUCCAUCGUCUAUUUUGGGCUUUUCAACCUUGCAUCCAUGGUUUUGCCUAUUGCAAGCCAAUUGUUCAAGUCGACGGAACAUGGUUGUAUGGAAGGUACAAAGGGACAUUGUUGAUGGCUGUGGCGCAGGAUGGGAAUGGUAACAUUUUUCCAAUUGCUUUCGCUAUUGUCGAGGGUGAAACCAAGGAUGCUUGGAGUUUUUUCCUUCGUAAUCUAAGAAUCCAUGUGACACCCCAACCCAAUCUAUGCCUAAUAUCAGACAGACAUCCAUCGAUUAAAAGUGCCUAUGAUGAUCCUGCAAAUGGAUGGCAAAAUCCUCCGUCAUCACAUGUCUAUUGCAUAAGGCAUAUCGCGCAAAAUUUUAUGCGUGCGAUUAGAGACAAAGAACUACGUAAAAAACUCGUCAACAUGGGAUAUGCAUUGACGGAGUCAACGUACAAUUACUAUAGAACCGAAAUUCGUCAGACAAAUAGAGAUGCUAUGGAGUGGAUUGAAAAUAUCCCCAGGGAGAAGUGGGCAAGGGCGUUUGAUAGAGGGCAACGAUGGGGACACAUGACGACUAACCUUGCAGAAGCAAUGAACUCUGUGCUAAAGGCUACCAGAAAUCUUCCAAUAGCGUCUUUGUUUUCGGCCACAUAUUUUCGGAUGGGAGCAUUAUUUGGUCAACGCGGACAUGAAUGGACAAAGAGGUUGACAUCAGGCCAAACUUUUACAGACAAGUGUAUCAAGGGGAUGACUGAAGAAGUCAACAAAGCAAGCAGUCAUAAUGUUUACCAGUUUGACCGGGAGAGGUUCUAUUUUAUGGUGGCCGAAAGAAUAAACCGCAACGAUGGUCGUCCAACUGGUACUUACGGUGUUGAUCUGCGAAAGCGAACAUGUGAUUGUGGAAAAUUUCAAGCGUUCCAUUUGCCUUGCUCACAUGUGAUUGCAGCAUGUGAAAGUAUACGCCAAGACUACACCAUUCACAUACCCGACGUGUUCAAGAUACAGCAUGUUUUUAAAGUCUACCAACAAAGCUUCCAGAUCCUCCCACAUCAAGACAAUUGGCCUCAAUAUAGAGGGCCUACUCUUUGUCAUGACGAAACUAUGCGUAGGAAAAAAAGAGGCCGCCCUAACAGUACUCGGAUUCGAACCGAAAUGGACGACGUGGAAAAGGAAAAGAGAAUGUGUGGGAUAUGCCGUGAAGUAGGCCAUAUCCGAAGUAAAUGUCCAAAUGUAUCAGGCCCGUCCAAUAGGCCUCCUUAA